AAAGACAAACCAAAACGAAAAGUGCCAAACCACUAUCGCUGUGACGACGGUGAAAAGUAAAGACGAAAAAACGAAAACGACAAAAGUUACACAAGUCGAUCGUCAGCAGCAGCAGUAUAGCAGAUCAAAGCAUCAACAUUUAAAGUUGAAAAAUCGAUAAAACUGCAUGAAAUUGUUGUUUUACUUCUCGUUUCUACCAACCAACAAAAGGAUACUUUCGUGGAAAACAAAAAACUUAUCAAGUGUGUACUUAAUCGGACAAAGGCCUAUCAACGACGAGUGAAGAGGAAGUGAGCAACAGAAAAAUUGAGCCCACCGUAAGCAAAUAAAGAAACCUGCGGAGAGAAAGGCAACCGAUUUUUGCGGACGUAUAUUUUGGAUAGUUCGUUCGUGCGCAUAUCAAAUUUGCCAUUAUUGGAUGCCUCCGGCCAACAAUAACAACAACGACGAUUUACCGCCGCCCAAAGCUGAUUUCAGUGCACCGCCGCCGUAUGAGGCAACAGAUAACAGCGGUAGUCAGUAUGGCACUCCACAACAUCAGGAAAUGACCACCAAACUCCCAACGUACGAGGAGGUACAGAUGGAAAAGAUGAUUAACCACGAGCUACCGAUUCCACCUGGAGCUGGCGGUCAAAUGCCACCGCCUCCGCCUAGUAUCACAGGUCUUCCGCUGGGACCGACUGGUCGAUCAGCGGGAGGAGUAGGUGGUGGCGCCCCGGCUGUGACAUUCAUUGCAAUUGACGCAGACGGCGAAAACAUUAACGCAGACAACAGCCUCUUGGGAACGGAUAUCGUAUUUGUGACGGCCUUUCUGGUUGCGUUCUUCUUCAACUGGAUCGGUUUUUUAAUGUUGACUUGUUUCUGUCACACUAUUGCAGCCCGCUACGGAGCUCUUUCCGGUUUCGGCCUAUCACUGGCCAAGUGGACUUUAAUCGUGAAACAUUCGACUGAUUUUGCUUCGCAUGAAAAUUCCUGGCUGUGGUGGCUGAUAAUGGCAUUCGGUUUUCUCAUCUGCGUCCGAGCCAUCGUCCAGUACAUCAGCAUCAAGCGAACCUGGCGUCUGCUGUCGACGUCUGCCCAGGAGCGGUUACUUUUCUUUUACUGAGUUUCGUGUGUUGCUUGAAGAAAGCAAUCAUCUGCUAAACGGGAGUCAAAAUAAUACCAAAUUACUUCUCCCAUUUAAAACCAGGAACGACCUGCCGAGUGUUUUUAGUCGUAUGACAGCGAUGCCGCAGUAACUCGCAGGGAAACCUUUUGAUCAGAAACAACUUAUGUCUGGUUUUUGUGAUGAAACAAUCAAAUUCUCCGAUUCCCAUUUGGAACAAACAUUCCCCUCUAUUUCUACGAUCUAUGUUGCUAUUGUUAUUCAACCUAUAUUUAUUACUAAUCGUUUUGGUUUUCCCCACUGCUACCCAGAAGAAUAGUAAUAAAAUGUAAACGCAGCACUAGAAUGCCGUUCGAGGUCUAGUCGAGCUUCAGAUAAGAUGUGCAAUCGGUGUGUAGAAAAAGCUGUCGCAUUUUUAAACCAUCGUUGUUUUCUUCGUUUCCGUUAUGCCAUUUAUUUCUACAACAUUAAAAUUUACUAGCCGACGUGCGAAAAUGAUUCAAACAGUGUUCGUUCGUUCUCUGUUGUACUGUAAUGUGUUUAUUAUGUUAUCAAAAUAAAAAGAACGUAAUACCGAUGAUUAGCACGGUGACACGUCGUAAUGAUUCAGCGCACUGCAUUCAAAACAAUAGAGCAUAGUUUUGUACUUGUAAAUAGGCUUUAGUGUGAAAUAAUCAAGCUACUAAUUACCAAUUGUAAUCCAAAUGUGAAUAUGGCAAACAUAAUUCAAAUAAAAUAUUUUGGUGAAAUUU
This is a messenger RNA of Wyeomyia smithii (pitcher-plant mosquito), 1857 nucleotides long. It is a transcript of the gene Ndfip, whose product is annotated as NEDD4 family-interacting protein 1. The coding region runs from base 419 to 1105 and encodes 228 amino acids. Gene Ontology annotation, molecular function: WW domain binding. Gene Ontology annotation, biological process: positive regulation of protein ubiquitination; ubiquitin-dependent protein catabolic process; metal ion transport. The transcript has 3 exons. The record is from RefSeq and is a predicted model, not a curated record. Lineage: Eukaryota; Metazoa; Arthropoda; Insecta; Diptera; Culicidae. Gene Ontology annotation, cellular component: Golgi apparatus; endoplasmic reticulum; perinuclear region of cytoplasm.